This is a messenger RNA of Mesoplodon densirostris (Blainville's beaked whale), 2390 nucleotides long. RefSeq names its product alpha 1,4-galactosyltransferase (P blood group) (gene A4GALT). NCBI's taxonomy places the organism in Eukaryota, Metazoa, Chordata, Mammalia, Artiodactyla, Ziphiidae. Gene Ontology annotation, biological process: protein O-linked glycosylation. Gene Ontology annotation, molecular function: acetylglucosaminyltransferase activity. The coding region runs from base 446 to 1594 and encodes 382 amino acids. The record is from RefSeq and is a predicted model, not a curated record. The transcript is spliced from 4 exons.
CUCCCACCGCCUCGCCGGCCUCCUGCCCGGCCCGCUGGGUCCAUUUGGCUGCCUCCCGGAGCCACGGGAGCUGGAGUGCCUCUGGAAGCUCUCAGUCAGGUGGUGUUCAUGAUAGUUGCCACUUCCUGCACAUGCAGUGACAUGACAACCUGAAGAGGUGUCCACAGCUCAGAAGAAAAUUCUGGAGACAAGAGUGAAGCACUCUUUUAAGAGGUGCUGUAUCACCCACACUUGAUGAUGGAUUUGCGGGCAUGGAGAGCAUGUGGAAGGACCGAGUUCUUGUUGGCAGAGGAGGUUGGCUGCUGAGCCAGGGCGUGUCUCCAGGGGGCCUGCCAGACUGAUGAGGACGGAGAUGGGGCUCUGACCACCUGGCAGGCCUGUGGGCUCUGGAAGCCGGCGUCGGCUGUGGCUGGUGUUGGAAGGAAGUGUCUUUCUUGGGUCAGGGAUGCCAGCAGCCUGCCCGAAUGCGGUGCUCGUCUCUUACAGACCAGCCAGUUUCUGCUGGAGACUCCUGAUAUCAUCUGGGGAGAUGAUGUCCAGGCCCCCCGACUGCCUGCUGCGGCUGCUCCGGGGUGCCCAGAGGCAGUGGGUCUGCACCCUGUUCAUCAUCGGCUUCAAGUUCACGUUUUUGGUCUCCAUCAUGGUGUACUGGCACAUCGUGGGUGAGCCCGGGGGCCAAGGACAGUUCUCUAACCUGCCUGCUGACAUACCCUGCCCGCGCUUGGUCCCCCACACACCACCCUCCGGCACCCCACCUCCCGGCAACAUCUUCUUCCUGGAGACUUCUGACCGGACAGACCCCAACUUCCUGUUCAUGUGCUCCGUGGAGUCAGCAGCCAGGGCCCAGCCUGAGUCCCGGGUGGCAGUCCUGAUGAAGGGGCUGCCCGGCGGGAACGCCUCCCUGCCCCGGCACCUGGGCCUCUCGCUUCUGGGCUGCUUCCCCAACGUCCAGAUGCUCCCACUGGACCUAGAGGAGCUGUUUCGGGACACGCCCCUGGCAGCCUGGUACACGGCCCUGCAGCGGCGGUGGGAGCCCUACGUGCUGCCCGUGCUCUCCGAUGCCUCCAGGAUUGCGCUCAUGUGGAAGUUUGGGGGCAUCUACCUGGACACGGACUUCAUUGUCCUCAAGAACCUGGGGAACUUGACCAACGCACUGGGCACCCAGUCCCGCUAUGUCCUCAACGGCGCCUUCCUGGCCUUCGAGCGCCACCACGAGUUCAUGGCGCUGUGCAUGCGUGACUUCGUGGCCCACUACAACGGCUGGAUCUGGGGCCACCAGGGCCCGCAGCUGCUCACGCGGGUCUUCAAGAAGUGGUGCUCCAUCCGCAGCCUGGGCGAGAGCCACGCCUGCCGCGGCGUCACCACCCUGCCCUACGAGGCGUUCUACCCCAUCCCCUGGCAGAACUGGAAGAAGUACUUCGAAGACGUCAGCCCCGAGGAGCUGUCCCGGCUGCUCAAUGCCACCUACGCUGUCCACGUGUGGAACAAGAAGAGCCAGGGCACGCGCUUCAAGGCCACGUCCAGGGCACUGCUGGCCCAGCUCCACGCCCGCUACUGCCCCACGACGCACAAGGCCAUGAAGCUUUACUUGUGAGGGGCCUGCCUGCCUGGCUCCCUCCCUGCGCCUGGCGUCCUGAAGGAAAGGGCUCGGCCACCCUUCCUGGGGAGACUGGAGCUGCUGCAGUGCGGGAUCUGGGGCAGGCAGUGGGGAGGGCGGGGAACUGUCGGCCCAAGAGCUGUUACGUAUGGAAGGCGUGCUGCGGGCCCCGGGACCUGCUCCCUUCAAGCUAGCGGGAGGCUGGUGGGACUGGUCGCCUCUACUGCCCAGGCCAGUGCACUGUCACAGGGUAGAGGCAACCAGUGGUGGGGGAAGGGUGCCCAGCCAGAAUCAGCUGGAGUGCACUGGGUGAGCAUCCUGGGUCUUGCAGACAACAGGCAAGCCCGGCAAGUAUGAAAGCAUCUUCCAAGGCCGCGCGGGAAGCAGGCCGGCUGGGGCUGAAGUGCCCACGAGGGGAGCACAGAGAAGCCCAAGGAAAGGGGCUGGGAAGAACGGAGAGGAGGCCGCUUGUAGGGUAGCCGGGAUGCACACCCAGCUUCGUGAGCCCAAGGGGGCGGGGUGGUGCUUCUGGGGUUUGGGUUUCUUUUCCGGGGGGGCCGAGGCCGGCAGAGCUGGCCUGGGGAGCUCUCUGGGGGAGGGCCUGCCUGCCCACCUCAUCCUUCUUUCCAGAAAUGUUGCAGGAGUGACACGUGCCAGCUGCCCACUCACGGGCAGGGGCCCCCAAGUUCUUGUGGCUCAGGAAGAGCAUUUUAAAGGAAACACCCCCUCCCCUACCCUCAAUAAACACAAUAAAAGUUAGAAUAAUAAAUAAAAUAAAGGUGACUCACCAACA